GAUCGACAAAGAAAGAAAGAAGAAGAAACGUCUCUCUUCUCCUCUCUAUAAGCUCCGUGACGUUUUCAAUUUGAUUUAUAGAAAUAGUAACAUGUCGAGUGAAUUUCCGGUGAGAGCUCGUGGCCGCUUGGCCGUGCUUUCGGCCCACCUCGCCGCCGCAACCAUCUCCGGGUCCUCGGAGCUCGAGCCUCAGUGCUUGUCGGCCCAGGUCCCACCUCCGGGGAACCUCCGCGGCGCUUUGACCGUCGUUGACGAGAGGACCGGUAAGCGGUACCAGGUCCAGGUCUCCGAACAAGGAACCGUCAAGGCCACUGAUCUCAAAAAGAUUAGUUCGGGGAAGAAUGAUAAGGGGCUGAAGCUGUAUGAUCCGGGAUAUCUCAACACUGCGCCGGUUCGAUCCUCGAUUUGCUAUAUUGAUGGAGACGAGGGGAUUCUUAGGUACAGAGGGUAUCCAAUUGAGGAAUUGGCUGAGAGUAGUACUUAUUUGGAAGUGGCAUAUCUCCUCAUGUAUGGGAAUUUGCCGUCUCAAAGCCAAUUAGCGGAUUGGGAAUUUGCUGUUACUCAGCAUUCAGCUGUACCACAGGGGAUUUUGGAUAUUAUACAAACAAUACCUCAUGAUGCACAUCCAAUGGGUGUACUUGUCAGCGCAAUGAGUGCUCUUUCUGUUUUUCACCCUGAUGCCAAUCCUGCCCUCAGAGGGCAAGACCUUUACCAGUCCAAACAAGUGAGAGACAAACAAAUUGCACGGAUUCUUGGGAAGGCACCAACUAUUGCAGCAGCAGCUUAUUUGAGAUUGGCAGGAAGACCCCCAGUUCUUCCAUCUAACAACCUUUCUUAUUCCGAGAACUUCUUAUACAUGCUAGACUCCUUGGGCAAUAGAUCUUAUAAACCAAAUCCCCGCCUCGCCCGAGUAUUGGACAUUCUCUUCAUACUCCACGCUGAACAUGAGAUGAAUUGCUCAACGGCUGCUGCUCGGCAUCUGGCGUCAAGUGGUGUGGAUGUUUACACUGCCCUUUCUGGAGCUGUUGGAGCUCUAUAUGGUCCUCUUCAUGGUGGAGCAAAUGAGGCUGUGCUUAAGAUGUUAAGUGAAAUUGGAUCUGUUGAGAACAUUCCAGAGUUCAUUGAGGGUGUGAAGAGCAGGAAGCGAAAGAUGUCAGGUUUUGGUCAUCGCGUGUACAAGAACUAUGAUCCUAGAGCAAAGGUCAUAAGAAAGCUGGCAGAUGAAGUAUUCUCCAUUGUUGGAAGGGAUCCACUGAUUGAGGUUGCUGUUGCUUUGGAGAAAGCUGCACUAUCUGAUGAGUAUUUUGUUAAGAGAAAGCUGUAUCCUAAUGUUGAUUUCUACUCUGGGUUGAUAUAUAGGGCAAUGGGAUUUCCAACGGAGUUCUUCCCAGUUUUAUUUGCAAUCCCUAGAAUGGCUGGUUACUUGGCACACUGGAGAGAAUCCCUGGAUGAUCCUGAUACUAAGAUUAUGAGGCCCGCACAGGUAUAUGUUGGGGAGUGGCUGCGGCACUAUAUGCCAUUGAAAGAACGGAUAGUGAGCACUGAUGCAGACAAACUGUCUCAAGUUUCUGUUUCAAACGCCUCUAAGCGUCGUUUGUCUGGAUCUGGAGUUUAGGUCUUCAAUUAUCCCAUGUAAAACAUCACAGAAAAAGGAAAAUAAGUUUCAUGAGAACUUAUGCCUAUGGUCAAAGCAGAAUGGCUGCAGACGCCUAGGUUUGGUUUCAUUUAGCUUAAAUAAGCAGACCUUGGUGUCUAUAUAUGUAUUCUUGAAAUUUCUCGACA
Molecule: messenger RNA, 1782 nt
Organism: Rosa rugosa (rugosa rose)
Lineage: Eukaryota; Viridiplantae; Streptophyta; Magnoliopsida; Rosales; Rosaceae
Product: citrate synthase, glyoxysomal
Exons: 13
Coding region: 92-1615 (507 amino acids)
Biological process (GO): tricarboxylic acid cycle; carbohydrate metabolic process
Cellular component (GO): mitochondrial matrix
Source: RefSeq, a predicted model, not a curated record